Messenger RNA from Alternaria infectoria, 318 nucleotides. RefSeq lists its product as uncharacterized. Bases 1 to 318 code for a protein of 105 amino acids. The transcript has 3 exons. NCBI's taxonomy places the organism in Eukaryota, Fungi, Ascomycota, Dothideomycetes, Pleosporales, Pleosporaceae. The record is from RefSeq and is a predicted model, not a curated record.
AUGAACAAUGGAUACCCGUCAGUAGAUUCGUUGAUUAAACAAAAGCCGGAAAUCCACUUCUCAACGAAAGAAGACAAAAAGGUUCUCCACAUCCGCGGUAUUGUCUUCGACAAGGUAACCCACCUUGUUUCUUUCCCGGACUUUGGAGGCCAAGUCGAACUACCCGUCGACGACAACAACAUGCACAACUUUGCUGCCUAUCGUGACUGGUCCGUCCGCGCGAGCAACCUCCUGGUACCGCCUGGAAGUACUGAGCCGAGCCCGAUCUACGAACCGACCGACGCCACCGCUAUCGCAAUCUCAAAUACUGGUAUCUAG